Molecule: messenger RNA, 922 nt
Organism: Chilo suppressalis (striped riceborer)
Lineage: Eukaryota; Metazoa; Arthropoda; Insecta; Lepidoptera; Crambidae
Source: the annotation of a GenBank genome assembly
ACCACUAAUAUACACUAAAAAGUAGAUGCCGCUUUUAAAACGAAACUGGCCGAGCAAUCGGAAUCAUCACUCGGUUGUUUCCGCAGGGACGCCGUGUAGCACAUAUUGCGUAGGUAUAUUAUUGUGUGGCCGUUCUUCCUUGUGGUUGUCUGUCGGCGUUCAAAAUAUUCUACUUCCUCCAAGAAAAAUGCCACAGGUCACAGAUGAAGAACUUCGCAAAGAGAUCGAAAAGAUCUUGGCGAAGGCGGACCUAUCGAAAACCUCCACCAACAAAGUGAUACAGAAGUUGGAAGAGGUGUUCGAUACGGACUUGGCUAGCAAGAAGUCGACCAUAGACAAGAUCGUUCUCGACUAUGUGAACUCGCAACCCAGCUCUGAUGAGGAAGACGGCGGAGAUGAUGACGAGAAAGAUGAUGAUGAAGAAGAAGAAAAGGAAAAACGAAAACCUCCCAAGAGGGCUGCCAAGACCACACAGCCCGCCAAGAAGGCGCGCAAAGAAUCCCGCCGCAAAAAGGGCUCCUCCGAUGAAGAUGAAGACGAUAGCAACGAUAGCGAGUUCGAGGAGAAGAAGGCUAAGCCUAAGAAGGCAAAAGGCGGAAAAGGCGGAGGUCGCGGCAAAGGCAGCGGCUACACGCGCGCCUACAAACUAUCGCCAGCUCUCUCCGACCUCAUGGGUGCGGAAGAGAUGCCGCGACACGAGGUCGUAAAACGCAUGUGGGCUCUCAUCAAAGAGAAACAGCUGCACGACCCUAACAACAAGCAGUUCGCCAUAUGCGACGAAGCUCUAUACAAGGUCAUUGGCACCAAGAGAUUCCGCAUAUUUGGCAUGAUGAAGUACCUUAAGUCUCAUUUCAUCGACGAGUAGUCGUUUCAGCAUGAAACUACCUUUGAAACUUUUUAUUUCUUGUCCCUUUUCGCUCGC